Geodia barretti is the source of this 915-nucleotide messenger RNA. The record is from the annotation of a GenBank genome assembly. NCBI's taxonomy places the organism in Eukaryota, Metazoa, Porifera, Demospongiae, Tetractinellida, Geodiidae.
AUGCCAAACCUGUACGAAACUUUGGGACUGAAACGCUCCGCCGACGAAAAGGAAAUUCGCCAGGCGUAUCGGCGGCUGGCUCGCCAGCAUCACCCCGACGUGAACCCGGGCGACCCCGACGCCGCCGAGCGCUUCAAGUCCAUCAACGCGGCUUACGAAGUCUUGUCCGAUUCGGAUAAGCGCGCCAAGUACGACCGAUACGGCGACCAAUGGGAACACGCCGAACAAUUCGAACAGCGGCGCGGCGCCGGUCGAGAUUUCAGCCAGUCCUUCCGAUCCGGAGAUUUCGGCCGCGGGCGCAGGGGCUCGUUUACCUUCUCCACCGGCGGCGGUUCUCUUGACGACCUUUUGGGUAGUUUCGGCAGGGGCGGCGCACCUUUUCGCUCCCCGCCCACCGACGUACCGGUUGACAUCACGCUGGAGGAAGCCGACCACGGCGCCACCCGCCUCGUCAGCCUCCCCGAUGGACGCCGCCUGGAGGUAACCAUUCCGCCCGGAAUCUCCGACGGCGGGCGGGUGCAUAUCGGCGCCGGGAAUCCUUCCGGCAGCGAAUUCAACCUCCUGGUUUCCGUGCUGCCUCACCAUCGUUUCGAACGCGAUGGUCCCGACCUCUACACCUCCGUUGACGUUCCCCUGGCCGACGCUAUCCUCGGCGGUUCAACCAAGGUCACCACCCUUCGCGGGCAGAUCGAGUUGACCCUGCCACCCGAAACCCAGAACGGUCGACGUUUUCGCCUCGCCGGCCAGGGCCUGUCCCAGCUCCGCAAUCCCGAUCGUCGCGGAAAUCUAUUUGCGACCAUCAACGUAGUCCUGCCGACCGGUCUCUCAGAGGAACAAAGGCAGCUGUUCGAACAGUUCCGCGAGUCCGUUUCGGCCAAUCACUCCUCGGAUAACGACUGGGACAACGACUGCUAA